Molecule: messenger RNA, 1296 nt
Organism: Colletotrichum fioriniae
Lineage: Eukaryota; Fungi; Ascomycota; Sordariomycetes; Glomerellales; Glomerellaceae
Source: RefSeq, a predicted model, not a curated record
AUGUCUACGCUACGCCAAUAUACCGGCGGUGCCUACGGCUUCGAGUCGCGCUUUGUAUGUCUCCGUCCGUCGGUGGCCGCCUUCCUCUCCGUGACGGCUCCCGCACCAGGCACGAGCACUAUCCCUUUCUUUCUGAAUGUAGCGGGUAGUUUAUCAUAUGAGAGCAUGUUCCGCGAGGCAGGUCUAUCACCGCCGAGAAACUGCGAGAACGGGAACUGUUUUCCGUCAGGUUUCAACUGCUCGCUGCCUCAGUUCCAAUACACUGAAACGCAGGCACGACAGGGCUUCACCAACAGCUUGUGCAUCCCCAAUGGCACAGCCGCACGACCAAGUGCCCAGAAUCACACCAUCUCAGAGGAUCCCAUCAUGGCGUACUCUCAGGUCUUCCUAUUCUUCAGAAAUAACGGCACCCACGAUCUAUGGAAAGGACCGGGAAAUCGCGUUCUGGCGGGGACAUUCGAUUUGAAUAAUGUUACUUCUACUGAUGGCGAAUGGCUCACAUACAAUCGUCCCAUCGGGGGAAGUCUUCCAACAGGAGAAAGAAUCGAGACGGGCGUGUUGAGGUUGGAUAUGUCGCUCUGCUUCCAGCAGUUGGCCUUCAACUUUGCGGAAGUUGAGGUUUCCAGCAACAAGGACCUGAAGGAGUCGCAAGUCACCUGGACUCCGGAGACCAAGGCCUGGAACACGAAGAAAAUUCAGAAACUCAUGGGCAUCGGAUCCCACAGCAAGAGCACCAACAGCCGCGGGAUCUUCUCAGUGGACUCAACACAAAACACCCGCCACCUGAACGCAACGCAAUACCUGACCAACAAACUCAUCAACGACUUAUAUAGUUCGCCGCGAACAUUCAACUUUUCUCUCUUCAUGGAUCCUCAAGGCAGCGGGAAUUCCCCCAUCAAGCCGCACGUGGAGUACCAGGCCAUCUUUGCCGACAUUCUCAACGUCACCAAUCGUCCUGGCGUAGCGAUGCAGUCUACCUUGACAGCCCUCUCGGGUUCCAUUAUCAACGAGGCGCUUCCGCAGUUCGACGUUCAGGCCAACGCCAUCCUGACUUCGUCGGUGCGCGUGAUGACUCCCAAGAGCCUGCGCGGCCUGCUCAUCAUCUUCGGCGUCAUGGCUCUGAACAUGUCGUGUGGUCUUGCCGUGGUGCUCGUUUUUAUGGUGCAGAGUCGGUACUCUAGCCAAGGGAAUUAUUGGCAGGGUGUGGCGCAAAUUGUGUCUGAUGAGACAGCGUGGAUUCUGGAGGGUGCUACUGACGCGAGUGAUGGCCAUGUCGAGGAUGAGAUUAUGCCCUGA